Molecule: messenger RNA, 384 nt
Organism: Colletotrichum paranaense
Lineage: Eukaryota; Fungi; Ascomycota; Sordariomycetes; Glomerellales; Glomerellaceae
Exons: 2
Coding region: 1-384 (127 amino acids)
Source: RefSeq, a predicted model, not a curated record
AUGGGCUCGAACAUCGAAUUCAGUAUCGACGGUUUCGUGCAAUUCCUUGACCAAGGAAUUCUCUUCACCUCUGAGCUCCACGGAAUCUUUCUCCCGUCCAAAUCACUCGAUCGCGUUAUGCCUAUCCAUGCUAGAGAUAGCAAGGGCAAACACGUUGGCCUCGACGUGGUCUGCAAUGCAACAGAACUGUUUUACGAGGACAAGGAAGAAGAGAGCAGCGGAACGACUAUGAUCACGUUCGGGCAGGUUGAUCAUGCUCUUUUGAAAGAUUUGAAGGAGUAUAUGGAGAAGAACGAUUUGCAAGUCAUGGAGUGUGAGCAGUCAUUCUAUGACUACAAAAAGGGCAAAUCAACGACCGGGUUCAUGCCCAUGAUUUGGGUCUGA